Molecule: messenger RNA, 980 nt
Organism: Eucalyptus grandis
Lineage: Eukaryota; Viridiplantae; Streptophyta; Magnoliopsida; Myrtales; Myrtaceae
Product: 50S ribosomal protein L21, chloroplastic
Exons: 5
Coding region: 69-764 (231 amino acids)
Biological process (GO): translation
Cellular component (GO): ribosome
Molecular function (GO): structural constituent of ribosome; RNA binding
Source: RefSeq, a predicted model, not a curated record
UUAUCUCGUCUUUUUAGCUUAGGAGCAGCGCAGCGGGGGGUGCAGAGCAAGAGCAGUGGAGAAAAUCCAUGGCUUCCUCCUCCGCCCUCUCCCUCUGUUCUUCCCUCGCGUCUCGAUGCAGGGUCUCUCACAACCCACAAGCCUACCACCACCCUUCGUCCUCCUCCUCCUCCUCCUCCGUCGUCUCCUUCUCUCCUCCCUCCAGGGCCGGCGCCGCUCCUCUCCCCUCCCUCAUCAAGCUCGCUCCCUCUAGGCCCUCCCCGCUCUCGUUUCCGCCCAGGUCCUCCUCCGAAUCCGAUGCUCCCGUGAUCGAAUUCGCCCCCGAACCCGCCGAACCCGCCGAACCCGCCGAGCCCGUCGAGGCCGAGCCGGCCCCGGCGGCUCCGGGCCCCAGCGACGCGCCCAAGCGCGAGGAGGUGUUCGCGGUGGUCAUGAUUGGGUCUCGCCAGUACAUUGUGUUCCCCGGGCGCUAUAUCUACACGCAGAGGCUUAAAGAUGCGAAUGUGGACGACAAGAUAAUUUUAAAUAAGGUAUUGCUUGUGGGGACCAGAACAAGUACCUAUAUUGGGAAGCCAGUGGUGCCUAAUGCGGCAGUACAUGCUGUUGUCGAAGAGCAGGGUCUAAAUCCAAAAGUGAUCGUCUUCAAGUACAAGAAGAAAAAGAAUUACAGAAGAAAUAUUGGUCAUCGCCAGCCAAACACCAGGAUCAGGAUAACGGGCAUCACUGGCUAUCAAGACUCUCCAGCAGUCACCCUUGAUUCAUGAGCUCCUGCAGGUGGGCCCAAGGUGUCUCAAGCCAACUUUAGGAAGUUAUAAUUUCUGUACUCCGCAUGAUGGAGUAAGGCUUCUUGUUGUAUUUGUGCUUUCCGUAACAAGGAACUGAAUAUAGUUAUUUCUUGACCACCAUUCUUAUCCAUUUGGUUCCUUGAAACAAGUCGUUACUGCUGUCGCUCUGCCAUUUUUUUUCAGUUGUUUUUGGUA